GCCAAGCGCAUAGGCCCUCGCAAGAAAGUCGCCCAAAACAGCAUCCAAGAAUGAACAAGCGCGCUGAUUGGACGAGAGGCGAGCGCGGCCCACUGGAGAAGGUAACGAAUGUUUAUAACCGUGCCGUUUCUAAAAUAACAAGGUUGGGAGUCUAAUUUUUGCUCGAUUCUGUGCUCUAACGUUGGUUCCACAUUAUCCCCACAAGUUUAGAUCACUUCAAUCGUGAAAUAUUGUCCUAGCGAGCCACGUGCGCUGUCCCUCGCAAGAAACUUGCCCAAAACAGCAUCCAGAAUGAACAAGCUCUCUGAUUGGCCGAGAGGCCUUGUCGGGAAGGAAGUUUCGCCACUCGCGCUGAGGCAGUUGGUCGUCAGGAGUCGAGGUGUGUUGCUGUUUGCUAGCUCUCUCGUUUUAUUGUCCCAACGUUUCGGAAUGGCCCGUACGAAGCAGACCGCCCGCAAGAGCACGGGAGGAAAAGCACCGCGCAAGCAGCUGGCUACGAAGGCCGCCCGGAAGAGUGCUCCUGCAACCGGUGGAGUCAAGAAGCCGCAUCGCUACAGGCCGGGCACGGUCGCGCUGCGUGAGAUUCGUCGUUACCAGAAGUCGACUGAGCUGCUCAUCCGCAAGCUGCCCUUCCAGAGGCUAGUGCGGGAGAUCGCGCAAGAUUUCAAGACGGACCUCCGCUUCCAGAGCUCGGCUGUAAUGGCCCUGCAGGAGGCCAGCGAGGCCUACUUGGUCGGUCUCUUCGAAGACACCAACCUCUGUGCCAUCCACGCCAAGCGGGUAACCAUCAUGCCUAAGGACAUCCAGCUGGCUCGUCGCAUCCGCGGUGAACGCGCUUAAUGUCGCUUCUUUGGAAGCGGCAGGCAACGCCACAAAAACGGCCCUCUUCAGGGCCACAUCAGACAUGCUUUUCGGACAUGUGUAAAGCGACGUCCUCCCGUGUCUCAAUCUCCGAUGCUGACUUGUUCCAAGUGCAGGAGUUCAAAAGCUGUGAGUACUUUCUAU
Molecule: messenger RNA, 1005 nt
Organism: Ixodes scapularis (black-legged tick)
Lineage: Eukaryota; Metazoa; Arthropoda; Arachnida; Ixodida; Ixodidae
Product: histone H3
Exons: 1
Coding region: 292-840 (182 amino acids)
Cellular component (GO): nucleosome
Molecular function (GO): structural constituent of chromatin; protein heterodimerization activity; DNA binding
Source: RefSeq, a predicted model, not a curated record